AUGGGUUUACGAGAUUUUACUCAAAAACAGUGGUUGACGAUAGUUGUAAUUGCAAUUGCUGACUUUUGUAACGCCAUAUGUGUAGCGCUACAGGCGCCAUUUUAUCCACUUGAGGCUGAGAAAAAAGGAUGCUCAGCAACCGAAUAUGGCCUCGUAUUCGGUGUGUUCGAGCUGGUGGUAUUCAUCGUCAGUCCAUUUUACGGAGCACACCUGAACAAGUUAGGGAUGAAGCUGCUGUUCAAUGGAGGGAUCCUUACCACAGGCACGUGUGCUAUAUUAUUCGGAAUGUUAGAUAAAGUGGAGGGCCAUGUUCCGUUCAUAACCCUGAGUUUUAUCAUCCGUAUCAUAGAGGCAAUGGGCAACGCCGCCUUCCUUACCGCCUCCUUUGCCAUAAUUGCUAAGGAGUUUCCUAACAACGUGGCUACAAUGUUUGCAUCUCUUGAGACCUUUUUCGGUCUAGGACUAAUAGUGGGCCCGACUCUAGGAGGCGCACUCUAUGCAGCCGGAGGCUACACUUUACCUUUUGCAGUUCUCGGUUCUGCGUUAUUUUGUGCUGCUGUCAUGAGCUGCAUCGUGCUGCCAAAAUACAACGAUGAUGAGGAUGUAAAACCGAGUGGACCCACAUUACUGUCGUUAAUGAAGGUGCCUGGCGUAGUUUUAUCAGCAAUAAGUAUUAUGUCUACCAGCGCAAGUAUUGGCUUCUUACAGGCGACGCUCGAACCGCAUUUACGUCAAUUUGAAUUCUCCCCAAUCAUUCUCGGUAUGAUGUUCGUAAUAAACGGCGCUGUGUACGCACUGUCAGCGCCUUGUUGGGGCUUCAUCUGUGACCAUCACUAUAUGAAGCCUAAAUACGUUAUCGCUUUGGGAUGUGCAUUCGUAUCGGCAGGAUUCCUGCUCAUUGGACCUGCGCCCUUCUUUGAUAUGCAUACGAUCCCGUGGGUGACAGUCGUCGGAUUAGUGCUCCACGGACUUGGCAUGGGCAGUCAACUAGUUGCGUCCUUUACUGAUGCUCUCAGUACUGCUAUUGCCAGCGGACUUCCUAACUCAAUAGAAACCUAUGGUCUAGUCUCUGGUAUGUGGACGUCUACAUUCGCAUUGGGUGCCUUCAUCGGGCCCACAGUAUCUGGUCUCCUAUUUGAUUCCGUCGGAUUCCGGAGCUCCACGCUAUUUAUAUUUAUUUUGCAUAUUUUUGUGGCUCUGCUCAUGAUUCUAUUCACUUGUACAUUUGAUCGUACGUACAAGAUGGACGUGUCAGUGUCUGCCGGCGAUCUGUUGCAGAUUGACGGGACCCUGGACGAAUCUGUUCUUAUCGGUGACAAGUUCCCACCGCCCAGGACGAGGGAAAAGAGCCGUCGCUACGGCAUCAGCGUGGAGAAGUCUCGCCCACCCGCAAUGAACAGCCUCAUAGCUUGCUCCAGCUACAAGAAUAGAGGAUCACCGUGGAGCCAGCGAACUCCUAAAUACAGACCUACUUAUGGAUCCCUCGAUACCAGAUAUGUUGGUGCAUAUAACAUGAAGGGUGGUGGCAGAAGUUAA
Messenger RNA from Arctia plantaginis, 1536 nucleotides. The record is from the annotation of a GenBank genome assembly. Lineage: Eukaryota; Metazoa; Arthropoda; Insecta; Lepidoptera; Erebidae.